This is a messenger RNA of Arthroderma uncinatum, 2193 nucleotides long. RefSeq lists its product as uncharacterized. Gene Ontology annotation, cellular component: plasma membrane. The transcript has 3 exons. The coding region runs from base 1 to 2193 and encodes 730 amino acids. The record is from RefSeq and is a predicted model, not a curated record. Gene Ontology annotation, biological process: actin filament organization; cell motility. Lineage: Eukaryota; Fungi; Ascomycota; Eurotiomycetes; Onygenales; Arthrodermataceae.
AUGGAGAACGUCAACGUCUCCGAGCUCGUGGAGCGAUUGGGCAGCGAUGAAGAUGCGGUCCGGAAGAUGGCUGUCUUCAAGCUGCAGUCGAAUAUAGGGGAUCCCUCGUUUGCGGACAUAUUCAUCUCAGAGGGAGGGCUGGCCAAGUUGAAACAUCUUGCGAUGACGGCCUCGGGAAAUACGCUGGCAUACAGUCUGACUUCCUUCGCGAGGUUGCUGGAAGUCGACAAGGGAUGGGAGUUUGUAGCGACAGACCUGAUCGAGCGAAUCGUCAAACUCAUCGUCACGCAUCCCCUUGUUAAUAUCCUGCGAGGCGCCAUGUCUAUACUCGUUUCAAUUGUGUCCCACCCUCACACCUCUGGCCGCGCAUCUGUCCCUGGAAUGUUUGGCUUCCAGGCCCUCAAACCAGCCAUUGCCAUCCAUCCGCAGUUCCUAGAGAUGCUGGUGAGAAGGCUCUCUUCCGCCGAUCAUGCGUUAUGCGCCAAUGCCCUACAACUCAUUAAUUCCCUGAUGAGGGACUCCAUCUCGAACCAGAGUGAAACAGAAUGGCCCAACUUUAUCAAGCGAUUACAGGACCUGGGAGUUAUACGCGCUGUAUAUGUACUUAUGCAGGGAAGCGCGUUGCAGGACUUGGCCCACCCUCUCAUUGAGUUCCAGUCUCUUACCAAGGUGCUUCUACGGAAAUGGAGAGAGGUUGCGGUCGAGCUGGAAAGAUCAGAGCACCGGCGGGCGCUAAAGGGGAUUCACCUCGCCAGUAACCCUGAACGAGCAGAGAAGGAGACCGCCUUAGACAAGGAGUCGGGUGCAGACGCAGCCGACGACAGGCUCGGCGAUGGCUCUCUCCCGCAUAAAUCGUCCAGGAGGCACCACCCUCAGAAAUGGCGCCGACUGGGGUUCGAGACCGAGAGCCCACAGUGGGAGUUCCAGGAGAUGGGAUUCUUGGGUAUGAUGGAUUUGACGGAUUAUGUCAGGAGAUAUCAAGAUGAGUUCCAGAAGAUGCUUCUGGAGCAGUCAACCCGACCAGCCGAGCAGCGAUGUCCAAUUGCCCGCGCCUCACUGGCAGUGACCUCCGUUCUAUACGAGCAUUUCGAAGUCGACAAGGCCGAGAUCGAUGAUCCCAAAAGCUACCUCGCUCUCGAAUCCAAGACUAAUUUCGAUAAGCUAUUCAAGCCCAUUCUCCUCCACUGGCCGAGAUUGCAUGUUGCUGGUUUGCACGCAUUCUUCCGACUCUGGAAAUCCACCGAUGCCGAACUAGAAGACUUCUCCAAAAUAGUAGAACUCGUUCGGAUAUUGAUUGAAAGUGUUAUCGGUGGAGCUUCGCGUGUCAAGGACGUGCUGGAGGUUGAAGAGGAGAUGGCCGACUUCGAGUAUCACCGACUAAGAGAGCUUCAGAUGGAGCUGUUGGAGCUGACGUAUGAGGAUGUAUGGGGCCAACAUCUGCAUCAGGUUCGGGAAGAGCUUCACCACGAGGCAUUGCAGUUUGUCAAGGAGCAGCGUGUUAGGUGUCUGUUGCAGGGCGCUUGGUUUCCGAGUACCGAGUCGACUUCUAAGGCGAUGAACGAUAGUAACGGGACGUCGGACAAGCGAGCUGCCCCCGGACAUUAUAGGUAUGUCCAGCUAUCGCAUAAUCGACGACACUUGCACUACGGGGAUUUCGAAUCCAUGGGCGACGACUUCAAGCCCGAUUUGGAUUCCCUAUCUAAUAAGAUCGAUUUAAACACCGUGUCUUCCGUUGUGUCUAACGUGUCGGCCUCCACGGACGAUUCCUCAGGCUCGACGAUCAAGACCCUGCCCCAUACUUCAACUUCAUCAACCAAAAUCACCAUUCACGGACACGCUAAAUCAACCUCCUCGCACUCUCAUAGCUCCCAGGGCCUUAGUAGAUCGGACAGCAAGCCCGCUGACAAUCAAAACGACAAGGAAGGCCGGAGCGAAGUUGUCCUGCUUACUCUCUACCCCCAAUCACACAGCAUAGCAUCAGAGUGGCUGGAUGGCCUACUGAUGAUCCUCAACCAGCAGCCCAUAACAGCCGAAACAAACAAACUGAUCAACCUGAUCAGUAACUAUGGGCUGAAAAUCAGGCUGUUGAAUGUACGCUUCGAUGAUGCCGCAUUUACGGGCGACUGCCCCGAAGUUCCUAGUCGGGAGGGAUUGGAUGAAGACUAUUAUUAUGAUAUUUUUGGCGGCAGCUGA